This is a messenger RNA of Branchiostoma belcheri (Belcher's lancelet), 507 nucleotides long. RefSeq names its product ras-specific guanine nucleotide-releasing factor 1-like. The transcript is spliced from 2 exons. Bases 82 to 507 code for a protein of 141 amino acids. Lineage: Eukaryota; Metazoa; Chordata; Leptocardii; Amphioxiformes; Branchiostomatidae. The record is from RefSeq and is a predicted model, not a curated record.
UAUUUGAGAACCACGUUUACCGAAGGAAGGAAGAUUUCUUCUGAACAUUCUUCACCAGAUUUCGCCGCAGCUGUCUUCAAGAUGCAGAAGGCCAUACGGUUCAGUGAAGGGCAGCUCCUCUCCCUGUCUGCCUGUGCCCGGGCGGACGCCACCCUGGCAGGCUACCUGUACAAGCGCAGCUCGGACACGGGCAAGUGGCAGCAGCGCUGGUUCGCGUUGUAUCAGAACUUCCUCUUCUACUUCGAGAACGACACGGCCAUGCGGCCCUCCGGCCUGGCGCUGAUCGAGGGAUGCCAGUGCGAGCGGGUCAUCAGCACCAAGGGCAGGGACAGCGAGAAACAGCUCAUGAGGACCGAGGAGAGGCUAUCAAAGGCCCGGACUCGCCGUCUGGUGCUGCGGGGCCGAUACGAUUGGGUGUCCUCUGAAGGCCUGGGGACGAUAGGGACUGUGAAGGCCACGGCAAGGGGACUGUUUUCUUUCUGUGCCUUGGUCGACACCUCAGCUUAG